This is a messenger RNA of Hirsutella rhossiliensis, 528 nucleotides long. RefSeq names its product phosphatidylethanolamine-binding protein. NCBI's taxonomy places the organism in Eukaryota, Fungi, Ascomycota, Sordariomycetes, Hypocreales, Ophiocordycipitaceae. Gene Ontology annotation, molecular function: peptidase inhibitor activity; phospholipid binding. The coding region runs from base 1 to 528 and encodes 175 amino acids. The record is from RefSeq and is a predicted model, not a curated record. Gene Ontology annotation, biological process: regulation of proteolysis; regulation of Ras protein signal transduction. The transcript has 2 exons.
AUGCCGUCCAACAAUAGUGUGCCGACCGGACUGGCCCUCCUAAAGGUCGGGGACAAGUCCAAGGUCCUCGGGCUCACAAUCGGGUCCCACGCCGUCGAACCAGGGCUGUAUGUCCCUCGAGCAGAUGCCCAAAAGGCUCCCCAACUACACUUUGACGUCCCCGACCCAAACGGGACUUACCUCGUCAUGGGGCUCGACAUCGACGCCCCCUUUCCUUCGUGUACCGUCCUCGGCCCCAUCCUGCACUGGAUCCAGCCGGGCCUCAAGUCGGAGAAGGGGAGUGGGCCGCCGGGGCUCAAGGCCGUCGGAUCUUCGGUGGUCAGCUACAUUGGCCCGGGGCCGCCUCCCGGCAGCGCGCCGCAUCGGUACUGCUUCUUCCUGUACGAGCAGCCGGCGGGGUUCGACGCCGCGGCGCACGAGGGGGUCAUUGUGGGCAACUGGGCCAGAAUGAGAUUUAGCCUGGAUGACUGGGAGAGAAAAACCCAGCUCGGGCCUAUCCUCGCUGCCAACUACUUUACCAGCAAUUAA